Messenger RNA from Trichoderma asperellum CBS 433.97, 1097 nucleotides. RefSeq lists its product as uncharacterized. NCBI's taxonomy places the organism in Eukaryota, Fungi, Ascomycota, Sordariomycetes, Hypocreales, Hypocreaceae. The record is from RefSeq and is a predicted model, not a curated record. Gene Ontology annotation, molecular function: epoxide hydrolase activity.
AUUUUCCUGAAGGAUAAAAGUAUAUAAAGUCCUCCUGUUAGAAAGUAGCCAGAAUAUACAAUUCAUCAACAGUACAACAAAAGAACAACAAAGGAAACAGUACCAAUUCCAGAUUGCUCGGCUAAUAAGCUGCAUAUAUCAACAGAUUCGACAUCAUAGAACCAAAAGCAAGCACAAUGGCCGCAACACGGAACAUUCGCGUAGCACUACCAAAGAGUGGUGUGAACAUUUUUUAUCGAGAGCAAAGUCCUGAAAAUCCUUCCAGAACUCUUCUACUACUCCACGGUUUCCCGUCGUCGUCACAUCAGUAUCGCGACAUCAUUCCAUUGCUCGCCACAAAAUAUCGCGUUAUUGCUCCGGACUUGCCCGGUUUCGGAUUCACAGAGACUCCUGAAGGUUUCAAAUUCACAUUUGAAUCCCUUACAGAUGUUGUCGCUGAAUUUUUAGAUUCACUUUCUAUCUCCAAAUUCGCGGUUUAUGUCUUUGACUAUGGAGCUCCAGUUGGCCUCCGUCUUGCACUACGUCGCCCAGAAUCGGUGGAAGGAAUUAUCACCCAAAACGGAAAUGCUUAUGUAGAAGGUUUUGGUGACGUCUGGGCACCGAUUAAAGAUUUUUGGGCUAGCAAGAACACCUCGGAUGAUCGUUCUAAGAUCGCGGGCGCCAUGCUGAACUUCGAUAUUACCAAAUUUCAGUAUGAGAAUGGCACUCCUGACUUACAAACGAUUGCACCUGAGUCUUAUACGCUGGACUACACUCUAUUGCAGCGCCCGGGAAGGACAGACGCGCAGCUUGACCUUUUCAUGGAUUAUCAAAAUAACGUUCCACUGUACGAGAAGUUUCAAGAAUACUUCCGAAAUUCUCAAGUGCCUCUAUUGGCAAUCUGGGGGCAGAAUGAUGUGUUUUUUAUUCCAGCUGGAGCUCAUGCGUUUAAAAAGGACUUGCCCAACGCAACUAUUAAACUCAUCGAUGCAGGCCAUUUUGCGGUGGAGAGUGAUGGAGCAUUGAUCGCAAAAGAGGUGGCAGAAUUCCUACACUAAACUAUUUACAAACUUAUAAAUGAAUCUUAGUUCUUUCACAAAUACAAUUAAUUACCCUAG